This is a messenger RNA of Gracilinanus agilis (Agile Gracile Mouse Opossum), 885 nucleotides long. It is a transcript of the gene ERFE, whose product is annotated as erythroferrone. The transcript is spliced from 6 exons. The record is from RefSeq and is a predicted model, not a curated record. Gene Ontology annotation, biological process: positive regulation of D-glucose import across plasma membrane; positive regulation of insulin receptor signaling pathway; negative regulation of gluconeogenesis. Gene Ontology annotation, molecular function: hormone activity. Bases 1 to 885 code for a protein of 294 amino acids. Lineage: Eukaryota; Metazoa; Chordata; Mammalia; Didelphimorphia; Didelphidae.
AUGCUUGGAAGGCUCUGCAGGCUUCUCCCCAAGGACUGCUCCGGGACCUUGUGGUCCAGUUCAAACAGCGGCAGCUUCCUUUCCGGGAUCCCUGCUACCCAGCUGCCCCUCUCAUCGCCUUUUCUAGCCCUGACUGAAGGGUCCCUCUGGCUGCCCCGCGGUGGCUGGCUCGUUUCGUCCUUCGGUCUCGGACCCCCGUCGUUACGGCGGUGCCCGGCCCAAAGGCCCAGAAGACUUGUUGUCUCGGCAGGGGCGGUGAAGCGUCGGGAGAGGACGUGCCCCAAGACCUGUGAGGACUGCCAGGGUGGGGAAACUGAGGCUGAGGAGGAAGAGAGGGUGGCAGCGACGGAGGAGGAAGAUCUCGUGGCUCUGGUCGCCGGGCCUCUGGCGGAGAGCCGCAGGCCUCAGCGGGUGGAGGCCGCCUUCCACUGCCGGGUCCGCAGGAACGUGGCUGUGGAGCGGCGAACCCUCCAGGAGCUCCACUUCUACUACCUGCCAGAAAAAGAAGGGUCAUUCCACCGAGGCCUGGGGCUAAACCUCACCAGCGGCCAGUACACGGCCCCCAUCACAGGAUUCUACACCUUCGCCGCUACCUUGUACAUCGGUAAGACCCAGCAGCCUCGCGGAGGCGCCUCUAGGGGGCAGCCUCGGUCCCGGGACCGCCUGCGGGUGCUGAUCUGCGUCCAGUCUCUGUGCCAGCAUAAUGUGUCUCUGGAGGCCGUGACGGGCCUGGAGAGCAGCAGCGACCUCUUCAGCGUCUCGGUCAGCGGCAUCCUGUACCUGCAGGCCGGCCAGUACGCCUCCGUCUUUGUGGACAACGCCACGGGCUCCCCCCUCACUGUCCGCAGCGGCUCGGACUUCAGUGCCGUCUUCUUGGGGGUCUGA